Messenger RNA from Erythranthe guttata (spotted monkey flower), 2052 nucleotides. RefSeq names its product Transducin/WD40 repeat-like superfamily protein. Gene Ontology annotation, cellular component: 90S preribosome; small-subunit processome; nucleolus. Gene Ontology annotation, biological process: maturation of SSU-rRNA from tricistronic rRNA transcript (SSU-rRNA, 5.8S rRNA, LSU-rRNA). The record is from RefSeq and is a predicted model, not a curated record. Lineage: Eukaryota; Viridiplantae; Streptophyta; Magnoliopsida; Lamiales; Phrymaceae. Gene Ontology annotation, molecular function: protein binding.
GCCCAUGUAUCAAAUAUAUGGUCCAAAAAGCCCGCCCUUUCAACUCUUAAUUCUCAGCGAAACGGCAUUCAGGGUUUUAGAGCCUCUCUCUCGCCAUACCUCCGCCGUGUAACACCACCGUCGAAAUUCCCCGUAAGGCGCCACCGUGAAAACUCAAUCAAAAUGGGGGUGAAGGCAGCCAAGGCGGACCGAAUAACUUCUAUGCCCGCCGCAGAAAAGGGUGUUUCCGAAGAAGACGAAAUGAAUGUAAAGAAAUAUCUCAGAGGCGAAGCCGCUGAUUUAGAGGUGUUGAAAGAUAAGAAAUUGAAGGGUCAAUUAGCUGCGAGGGAGAAUUUGUUUGGGAAGUCUGCACAAGCUGCUGCCAAAGCUGAAAAAUGGCUUAUGCCAAGUGAAGGUGGUUAUCUUGAAGUUGAGGGUAUAGAGAAAACAUGGAAUAAACAAGAAGCAAUUGCUGCUGAAGUGGAUAUUCUGAGUUCGAGAAAGCAAUUCGAUAUUGUCCUGCCAGAUCUUGGUCCAUACACAAUGGAUUUCAGCCUGAGUGGUCGAUAUAUGGUUGCAGCUGGAAGAAAAGGCCAUUUGGCUCUUUUAGACAUGAAAAAUAUGGACCUCAUUAAAGAAUUUCAGGUUAGGGAAACAGUUCGUGAUGUGGUAUUUUUGCACAAUCAGAAGCUUUUAGCGGCUGCUCAAAAGAAGUAUGUGUAUAUGUAUAACGAGAAGGGUACUGAAAUGCACUGCCUGAAGGAACACGGUGCUGUAACAAAGCUUCAGUUCCUGAACAAGCACUUCCUCCUAACAUCCAUGAACAAACUCGGUCAGCUCCAUUUCCAAGACAUCACAACAGGCAUAAUGAUAGGCAACUACCGAACGGGUCUGGGUCGAUCCGACACAAUGCGGGUCAACCCGUUCAACAACGUGGUAGCAGUCGGCCACUCCGGCGGUACAGUCAGCAUGUGGAAGCCCACCUCAGCAGCUCCACUCGUCAAGAUGCUCUGUCAUCAAGGCCCCCUCACAGCUAUGGCCUUCCACCCAAACGGCCACCUCAUGGCGACAGCUGGCAUGGAAAGAAAAAUAAAAAUCUGGGAUUUGAGGAAAUACGAGGUUGUCCAAACACUAUCUGGCCAUGCAAAGACACUUGACUUCAGCCACAAGGGUUUGCUCGCCACUGGAACCGGAUCUUUCGUCCAGAUACUGGGAGCUCUAAACGGGUCGUCGGAUUAUAGCCGGUAUAUGGGUCACUCAAUUGUAAAAGGGUACCAAAUACGAAAUGUUUCUUUUAGGCCUUACGAGGAUGUUUUGGCAAUUGGGCAUUCGAUGGGUUGGUCUUCGAUAUUGAUUCCUGGAUCUGGUGAGGCGAAUUUCGACACUUGGGUGGCGAAUCCGUUCGAGACACGUAAGCAGAGAAACGAGAAGGAAGUGCGUUCGCUUCUGGACAAAUUACCCCCCGAGACUAUUAUGCUGGACCCUACAAAGAUUGGUUCGGUGAGGCCCAAUAGGAAGAAAGUGAAGCCAACUAAGCAGGAGAAGGAUGCUGAGCUGGAAUCGGCCGUGGAAGGUGCCAAGAGUCGUCCGAUGAAGAAGAAAACGAAAGGUAGGAGCAAACCGAGUAAAGUGGCAAGAAAGAAGCAGGAAAUUGUGGCUAUGGCGAAGAAGCCUUUCUUGGAUGAACAGAGUAGAGAUAUUGAAAUGUCGAAAAAGAAGAGGAAGAGAAACGAAGUGGGGGAGGAUCAAUUACUACUGCAGAAGUCUCUACAACGGUUUUCUAAGAAGGUACCAUCUUGAUGUUUCGUUUUUUUUUCUUCUUUUUUUACCAGUAAUGUUAUCGAAAUUGAACCCUCGUAAUAUGUUGUAGACAAUUGAAAUUAUUGCAAUUCACCCCAACCCCGAGAGAGAUUGUUCUGAUAGAUAUACAUUGAUGUAAUAGGAAGGAAUAGCUAUGGUAUUAUUUGUGCAAGAGUUUAUUUUUUUUCAAUGUGUUUAGUUUGAGAGUUUAUUGUUCUCUCUUUCUUGUACAACUUCUUAUUUUAUUUUUGAACCAUUCAAUUUAGGAAACAA